This is a messenger RNA of Pelmatolapia mariae (spotted tilapia), 1710 nucleotides long. Its product is annotated as 1-phosphatidylinositol 4,5-bisphosphate phosphodiesterase zeta-1-like. The transcript is spliced from 11 exons. Gene Ontology annotation, cellular component: nucleus. Gene Ontology annotation, biological process: positive regulation of cytosolic calcium ion concentration involved in egg activation; release of sequestered calcium ion into cytosol; phosphatidylinositol-mediated signaling. Gene Ontology annotation, molecular function: phosphatidylinositol-4,5-bisphosphate phospholipase C activity. The record is from RefSeq and is a predicted model, not a curated record. NCBI's taxonomy places the organism in Eukaryota, Metazoa, Chordata, Actinopteri, Cichliformes, Cichlidae. Bases 1 to 1671 code for a protein of 556 amino acids.
AUGAAGAAAAGCAAGCCCCCCUCCUCCAGGAGAGCUGAAAUCCAUCAACUCUACCAAGUCUACGCUGCAGGACUGGAAACUUUGAGUGCCCGUGCACUGCUGACGUUCCUCCACAAGGAGCAGAAGGAACUCACAGCAAAUGAAGAAAAAGCAGAGAGUUUGAUCGAUAGAUUUGAGAUCAACGAGACAGCCAGAGAAAACAGCUCAAUGACCUUUGAAGGGUUCCUCAGGUACAUGGAGUCCAAAGAGUGCUGUGUGUUCAACCAGGCACACACAUCAGUGUACCAGGACAUGGACCAGCCUCUUACCAGCUAUUUCAUCUCCACAUCACACAACACCUACCUGACCGGAGAUCAGCUAGUAGGGCAAAGCAGCCUGGAUGCCUAUGUUAGUGCUCUGAGGAAAGGCUGUCGCUGCCUGGAGAUUGACUGCUGGGAUGGGCCAGACACGGAGCCCAUAGUUUACCAUGGCCACACCCUCACCAGCAAGAUACUUUUUAAGGAUGUCAUCACCACUGUGGGGCAGCACGCCUUUGAGGUGUCUGCUUAUCCAGUGAUUCUGUCUUUGGAAAACCAUUGCUCCCGGGAGCAGCAGGAGGUCAUGGCCGAGUAUCUUAUCUCUAUCCUGGGGGAAAACCUGCUGAUAGCUCCCUUGGAUCACCCAACUGCGGGAGACCUCCCAAGUCCAAAUGACCUGAAGUAUAAGAUCCUCAUCAAGAAUAAAAAGCUCAAGCGUCAGAUUAAGACAGAGGAUGCUGCAGAGGGAGAGGAGAGUGCAAAUGAGGGUGAGGAGGAGGAGGAUGAGGAGGAUGAGGAGGAAGAGGAUCAUCAAACAAAAGCAAAGUUCUGGUCUCCCAGAAAGGCAGGGUCAAAGAAGAAAGUAACUGAGGCUUUGUCUGACCUUGUUAUAUACACAAGGUCUGUCAAGUUCAUCAGUUUUAGUCACUCCAGGGACAAUCAAAACUGUUAUGAGAACACAUCUAUGGAAGAGAAGAAGGCUCGCAAGCUACUCAAGGCUUCAGGUUCGGAUUUUGUUGAACACAACCAGAAGUUCCUCAGUAGGAUUUAUCCAGCGGGCUUGAGGAUGUCUUCCUCAAACUAUAACCCUGUGGAAUUUUGGAAUGCCGGUUCUCAGCUCGUGGCACUCAAUUUCCAGUCUCCGGGCUUGCCUAUGGACCUUAAUGAUGGACUUUUCCAGGACAACGGGGGUUGUGGCUACGUCCUGAAGCCGGCGGUUCUCAUGUCCGCCCAGAUGCACUUUGAUCCCAGCAGCAGCCAGCACAAGCGUAAAUCAACAUCCCUGCUGCUCAAGGUAAUCAGUGGGUCCAACCUACCCCUACCCAGGAGUGGAAAAGCUCUGGACCCCUUUGUGAGAGUGGAGAUUCAUGGGAUUGCAUCAGACUCCUGCAGAAAAAACACACAUACUGUCAAAAACAAUUCUCUGAGUCCUCGCUGGGAUACUGACAUGUCCUUCACGAUUCGCUUGCCUGAACUGUGCCUUGUACGCUUCUGUGUCAGAGAUCAGACCGGCAUUCUCAGCAGUGAGUUUGUAGGCCAGUACACCCUGCCCUUCAAGAGUCUGAAGAAAGGCUACAGGUGGGUGCCUCUCCAAUCCAAAGACGGCUUCAGCCUGGAUCCAGCCUCCCUAUUCGUCUAUAUCUCGCAUUCCUAAAAAACACGUCUCCGUAUCAGACUCUCUCACAUGGCGACA